AUGGUUCUCAAGCUGCACGGGUUUCCCCUCUCUACAUGCACCAACCGGGUCCGCACCGUUCUCUUGGAGAAGGGGGUGGAGGUCGAGUUUAUCCCUGUUGAUCUGAGCAAGGGCGAGCAAAAGUCUGAGGCAUACCUCAGCAAGCUGCAUCCAUUUGGCAAGGUCCCCGUUCUCGAGGAUACCGAAACUGGUGUGCAAGUCUUUGAGAGCAGAGCCAUUGCUCAAUAUAUCGCUACCAAGUACCGUUCUCAGGGAACUGAUUUGUAUCCCGAUGAGACUGAUUUGAAAGCAUUCGCUCUCUUCCAGCAGGCUGUCUCCAUCGAGCAGGCCUAUUUCGACCCCAUCGUCUCGCAAAUUGCAUUCGAGAAGAUUUUCAAGCCCCGAAAGGGUCUUGGUGCCACUGAUGAAGCCCGAGUCCAGGCUCUCCUGGGUCAACUCAACACUGUCUUGGAAGGUUACGAGCGCGUUCUCUCCAAGCAGCCCUACCUAGCAGGCGAUAAGCUAUCUCUCGCAGAUCUCUACCACCUGCCUUAUGGGGUUCUUGUUGAGCAAUUUGGUGCCGCGGAGCUUUAUGCCAAGUAUCCUGCUUUCCAAAAGUGGUGGACCAGCUUGAAGGCGAGGGAAUCAUGGAGAAAGAUUACCGCUUAG
Messenger RNA from Penicillium subrubescens, 648 nucleotides. Its product is annotated as glutathione S-transferase family protein. Lineage: Eukaryota; Fungi; Ascomycota; Eurotiomycetes; Eurotiales; Aspergillaceae. The transcript has 3 exons. The coding region runs from base 1 to 648 and encodes 215 amino acids. The record is from RefSeq and is a predicted model, not a curated record. Gene Ontology annotation, molecular function: glutathione transferase activity; glutathione binding. Gene Ontology annotation, cellular component: cytoplasm.